Raphanus sativus (radish) is the source of this 619-nucleotide messenger RNA. RefSeq lists its product as uncharacterized. The record is from RefSeq and is a predicted model, not a curated record. The transcript has a single exon. Lineage: Eukaryota; Viridiplantae; Streptophyta; Magnoliopsida; Brassicales; Brassicaceae. The coding region runs from base 131 to 442 and encodes 103 amino acids.
CAAGGAACAACUUGGAAGUAGAUUCUCGAACAAAGCCACCCAAAUUCUUGACGCUUUCCUCUUUUCAACACGGUCUCUUUUAAGUCAGUUUAUAAGCAAAACCUCUUCGCCAUUGUAAAUCAUAAAUCUUAUGAAAGAUCUUUCAAACAUUCAAAAAUCUAUCUCCAGAAAAUUUCAAAGUCUCUUCUAUUGUUUAUCAUCUUUGAUCUCAAUCAUGAAUUCCAUGUUCAGUGCCUUUGACGCUCUCUUCGCUGAGCUUAUGGUGGGAAAGAACCUUCUGGCUUCUUCGUUUAAUGCUACCACCACCAACAAACCUGCCGCAACGCAAAAGCAAGCGCAGGAGAAUGAAAAAACAAGUAACAUUAGUUUGGGGCAGAAGACUCCGAGGUUUGCUCUGGAGCUCGACGGUCUUCACUGCUUUGAGACAAUAGUCCGUUCUUGAUUUUGAUUAUUAUUGUUGAUCCGUUCUUGGUGCUUGACCUCAAGAUCAGAAACAAUUUUUUAGAUUUUGUUGUUAUAAUUUUUCGAUUUAUUCAUUAUAACAUGUGAUUGUGAAUACAUAUUGGAAUAUCAAUUUGUUCGAUCGGAUUAUAUUCAUAUAUUAUCUCUGCUUGUCUUU